GGUAACCGGGCGCGUGUAGAGAGGAGGAGGAGGAGGAGGAGAGGGUGACAUUAUUCUACAUCACAUCACACGGCGUUACAUGGCGUCUUUUCCAGCGACGCACUUGCUUGUAUUCGCUGUUUUUCACCCAUAGACAAUUUUAUAUUUUGACUUGCACGCGCAGAUUUGUGUCAUCAUUGCGGACACGUUCCAACAUGCAUUGAUGCACAGGCGAAGGCGAUGGGUUCAGGUGCAUCCUAUUCCUGUCUGAUCGUUUAUCAAAUAGAAUCACCAUCGGAGAUAUUUCUGCACCAUACAUAUAAAUGCGAGGUGUGUGGGAUUUCUGCGGCUAAAUAAAUGAAGAACAUGUGGCUUUCCCUCGAGAAUGUUUGCUUAUGGAGAGACCUAUGAUUUUAAGGCAGACAUUCUGGUAAUUAAUAGAAAAACCUGCAACAUACAAUACUUUUACCCUCUGGAUAUCAGCAAAUCGAUCAGGCCAGAGUAUGCCAUCUUCACCAACGUAUAGAAUCCUGCGACCCCUCCUGCUUGGUACCUUUUUACUGGGAUGCUUUGUGACUCUCUUUUUAAUGUACAUCAAGCCAUCUACAAGCUGGCUGUCGGGCCCCGUUGAUUCCGAAACAUCCACGGUGCGAGUGAAAAGCCUCCUUACCAACCGAAGUGACCAGAACCAGACCACAAUCCUAGUUUGGCUUUGGCCUUUUGGGGAAACCUACGACCUGAAUGUCUGCAGCACUUUGCUCAGCAUCGAUGGCUGCUUCAUCACCGCCGACCGAAACCUUUACAACAAAUCCGAUGCCGUCGUCAUACAUCACAGGGACAUCACCAGCGACCUGACCAACAUGCCACCUGCAUAUCGCCCUAUGCUGCAGAGAUGGAUUUGGAUGAACUUUGAGUCACCGUCGCAUUCAUCUCAGUUAGCUGGUAUUGAAAACCUGUUUAAUUUAACUCUCAACUAUCGUCAGGAUGCUGAUAUAGAAGUGCCUUAUGGGUCGAUUGUCUCAGCCCAAGGAGAGGAGGACUUUGUGCCACCAAGCAAGAAUAAGCUAAUUUGUUGGAUUGUCAGCAAUUGGAAUCCGGAUCACGUACGAGUGAAGUACUACAACGAAUUGUACAAACACAUUGAGGUUCAUGCAUAUGGGCAAGCGUUUGGUGAGUACAUUUCUGACCAAGACUAUUUCCCGACAAUCGCAAGCUGUAAGUUCUACCUGGCAUUUGAGAACUCUAUUCACAAAGACUAUAUUACAGAGAAAUUGUACAAUCCGCUCUCUGUUGGUACGGUACCAGUGGUGCUCGGACCACCAAGGGAGAACUAUCAGAACUUUGUGCAGGGAAAUGCAUUCAUUCAUGUCGAUGAUUUCCCUUCUCCAAAGGAGCUGGCUGAUUACCUCCUGUUCCUUGACAAAAAUGAGGAGCUUUACCUGAAGUACUUUGACUGGCAUAAACACUUUAAGGUGAAAAAGGCAUACUUCUGGGCUGAACAUACAUGUCUUGCUUGUGAUUAUGUGAGAAGGCACAACGAGUAUAAGGCAAUUAACAACCUUGACAAGUGGUACUGGGGUUAAUCCACACAUAAACCUCUGGACCAGCUUAAUAAAAGUUGCUCGACGAUAAGAACUUCAUGUUACUGAAUUCCAGUGACGGCCUGUUGUUGGCACUUACAGACAAUUACUUUAUUUUUGUAUAAUAUCCCAAAAAGUUGUUAAUUUAUUUUGAGGUCAGUUUUGUUCAUGCAUAUUUAUUAAUCUGGAUGCAAAUAAUUUUUUAUUAUUUCUGCUUUUUGUUUUAAGCAUGUGUUUGUUAAGCUAAUUUUAAACCAAAAUGAAUUUAAAAUUGAAUUCCACAAGUUCAAAGCUUAUUCAUACACCUACUGUAAGUACACAUCCAGGAGGUACCACCGAGACAAUAAUGUUUAUUUAAUGACAACAGAGCACUAUUUGUAACUGAGAUAUUUUUUGCUUUAUUUAAAUCAUAGUUGUGUACAUGUUAGUGAUAGAGUCAUCUUUGCAGUGUUUACAAAAUUUCGUUGUGCAAAAUGUCCAUGUACUGUAAAUGUAAUGAGUAUUGUGUGUAUUUUGAGGAACCCUGCCUUCCAUUUCCAUGGUUUUGUAUGGAUGAUGUUUUGCACGACAAUUAACGCACUCAUUUUUUACCAUAGUGAUCAACGUAGGAGUGUCAUUGCUGAUUAUAAUGUUUUACUGUAUUGUAUAACUGCUGAUUAUAUCACUGUUAAUUAGCUUACAUGGCUUGGAUACAUUUCAAAAGUACUGUGAAGCUGUUUUUUAAAUAUUUAAAUGUUACAUUACCUUUGUUCAACAGUGAGAUGUAGAUUUGAGAACAAGCGGCUAAUACUGUACAUAUACAGUCAUGUGUGGGUGGUGCCAUAUUUCACAGGCAUGCAGAAAAUCUUUCUCCAAAAGUUGCCAAAAGAGUAGACGCUCUGUACAGUUCGAGAAAAAUGAAAUCAUAAUGUGAGAGGCAUAAUGACUGACUUUUCCAAUUUAGACACAAUCUGGUGUUGGAAUGAAAAGUUGCCAUCUUGUUUCGGUUAGAAAGCAAUGCUCCAGUUUCAGAUGUUUGCUGCCAAAAGUUUCUUUUUCAAAAGAGAUGCUUCUCUCUGAUCUUUUGCUCUGGAGUUCACACCAUCGCAUUUCUCAGAUCAGCCUUCCUUUAAAGGUGCAAGACUGUUUUUGUUAUGGUUACAUAAACAGAAUCAAUCUAAUAUUAGAUGAGGGUUUCUGUGGAGAAAUCCAUUAUUGAUCAAUAAAGGAAGGAGAAAGUUCAGCGUCUGAUAGCAGAUGUUGUAAUUCCACAUUGCUUAUACUCUUUGUACGGAUAUACACAUUAACAGAUGCUUUUUGGAGCUGGCGUUUUGUAUGUAGGAGUUAUUGGUUAUUUACAGACUCAAUUCUCGCUGUUUUGAUGCCUGAAUAACACAAACGCUUGUGGGUUAUUGAAAGACCCAAUGAAAUCAGAAUUGGAGUUUUGUGACUUUCAUUCAAUGCUCUUUUGCUUUGAGGCCAUUUUUAUUUUAGUCUACUCAUAAAAGUUGACAAUAUCAUCUUUUACAUGAAGUUAAUGGGUAGAUUAUCAGUUCAUAAUCACAUACUUUUCAGCCGCUUCCUCACACAAUGCGAUCUUAUGACAGCUAAACAAUUUUACAAUGUAUAUGACUUGUAAGGAGACCAGCUGCAUUUAUAAGCUCAUUCAAGCACAAAUUAUACGGUUGCUCAACUAGUGUCAAGUGUCAUGGAAGCACCACAAAAUGCUGAGUUGCUUCAGCAUUGUGUUUUUCAUCUCACAUUUUCUUUUUCUGACACUAUCGAUUAGGUUUUUUAAGGGUUAAGGUUGGGAGGUAGGUUUGUUGACUUAAAACUGGAUAGAGUAUUAACCUUAAAAAUCUCAUCUGUUUGGGAAAAAAUGUAACUUGCAUUAGCACCACUCUAUGGAAGUUUUACCUCGAAACUGCCGCAAUGUGUGCAAUAUAACCACGUAAUGGCUAUUCAAAUAAAAGGGAGGAUGCACUUUUUUUAUAUGUCCCACCCAAAUUUAUCGUUUUAAUAGGAACAUCCAUCAACACUGGAAGGAAAACCACUUGUCAUGCGAUUUCAUGUGAUCUUAAAAUCCUCAUUGACAAUACCUAAUUUUUAACUUUUGUAUUUACCAUGCCAUCAGGGACCAUGCUAUUAAAAGGCUAUUUUAACAAUGUUGUUAUCUGUAUAUUACUCAAAUGUUCAGAAACUGUUUAAUGAGCUGUACUCUUUUAUAUGAAUAAGGAAAAACCAAGAAAAUGUGUAGUCAUACAAGCUACACUACUCAUCUCAGAUUAAUGUUUGUUUGAAGAUAAUCAUUUUGCUGUGAAUGCUCUUUAUGUUUUGUAAAUAGCUGUAAUAUUGGAUGAUCUCUAACCUGUGGUGAAUGCCAUGAGGAUAAAUGCGCUGAAAUGAAAUGAAUAGAGUAAGCCUUUGCACCAAGGAAGAAAAGAGGAGACGUCUGCUGCUGAAGACAAAGAUGACAGUGUUAUGCAGGGGCCAUUUUCCGUCCCAAAGGUAUUUUCAACAAUGAAAAUCUGUAUGUUUUUUUGGGGGAUAAGUGCUAAUCCUUUUGGAAAUACUGGACUGUUGUCAUAGAGAACUGUAGAUGAAAGUUUUUCUCAUUCUCACGAGUGUGAUUUUUUGUGCUGGUGAUUGUUUCAGACUUAGUCAGAAACACAUUUAAAGGGAUAGCUCACCCAAAAAUGAAAGUUCUGUUAUCAUGUACUCAUCUCCAUUUUGUUCCAACUUUAUUUCUUCCGUGGAGCACAAUAGGAGAUGUUAGGCAGAAUGUGAAGGACAGACAGCCUCAAUAACUAUUCACUUCCAUUACAGCUUUUUUUUCCCAGUCAGUAAAAGUGAACAGUGACUGUGGCUGUCAGUCCCUAACAUUCUGCAUAACAUCUCCUCACUGUUUCGAAUGACAUGAGGUUGCGUAAAUGAUGACAGAAUUUUCAUUUACGAGGUAAUCUAAUUAAAGAAUGUGAACUGUAAUAUAAGAAAGUCAUGUUAAUGGUUUCAUGUUGUACAAAGUGAAUCAGAGAUUGCUUAUUUGCUUGUGGACCUUAAUUACUGACUUGUUUUGUUGUCACUCUCUCUCUCUCUCUCUCUCUCUCUCUCUCUCUCUCUCUCUCUCUCUCUCUCUCUCUCUCUCUCUAUCUAUCUAUCUCCUGUGCACAAUUGUUUGCUGUGACCUCUUGGUACCCUUUAAAACAGCCUUUGCAUUUUGAGUGUGUUAGUGGUGUCUGACUCACAGCCCCUGCUGACUCAUACAUUGUAGGCUGGUCGCACAGAUGCUGGCAUGGAGUAUGAUAUCUCCUGUAUGCAUUAUGGACUUGAAUGCAAAAUGACCCACAUUCCUAUUGUGCAAAGGAACGCGAGGGUGUAUAGAACUGUUCAUUACAAUGUAAAUGGACAAAACAUUGUUAUUGCCAAAUGAUUUUCUGUAGAUGUCUGUUAUUUAAAAUAAAGACAUACAAAAUAAAAAUUACAUU
Messenger RNA from Xyrauchen texanus (razorback sucker), 5023 nucleotides. RefSeq names its product fucosyltransferase 9a (gene fut9a). Gene Ontology annotation, molecular function: alpha-(1->3)-fucosyltransferase activity. The coding region runs from base 483 to 1562 and encodes 359 amino acids. The record is from RefSeq and is a predicted model, not a curated record. Gene Ontology annotation, cellular component: membrane. The transcript has 3 exons. NCBI's taxonomy places the organism in Eukaryota, Metazoa, Chordata, Actinopteri, Cypriniformes, Catostomidae.